CAUUAAUGUGACAGGGAUGAAGGAACACCUUUUACAGUAGCAAUAAAACCAUCAGAAGUGCUGAGCGCCCUCCAUUCAUAAAGUCAUCAGGCGCCUGGCACAAAGUGCAGAGGGGGAUUAUACAAGCAUUAGGGUGGUAUGCAAGUGUUACCAGGGCAUUAGAAGAAUUCAUUACCAGGAACGGCUAUAGACAAGAAAAGAAUCAAUCUAAAGCUGCAGCCAUGCUGAGCUGGAAGUUACCCAGGCUGCUAAAUGUACACCAGGUGCCCAAGGUAUUUCAUGAAGACAGUAUUAUUUGUGGAUAUCGUUCCCCUACAUGCUCCGCCACUGCAUGUAUCCUAAGUCUCUUCCAAAUGACCAAUGAGACUGUAAAUAUAUGGACACAUUUUAUACCUACCUGGUACUUCCUAUGGCGAAUUCUGGCACUUCUUUCCUCAUUACAUGAUCCCUUUUUGUGGCCACUUUUGGUCUACCUCCUGUCCUGCUGCAUCUACCCUCUGAUGUCCACCUGUGCUCAUACAUUCAGUAUUAUGUCCAUCCAAGCGCGGCACAUUUGCUUUUUCCUGGACUAUGGAGCAUUAAGCAUGUACAGCUUGGGGUCAGCCAUUGCCUACUCUGCAUAUAUCUUCCCAGAUCGAUGGGUGAACAGCCCCUUCCACCUUUGGUUUGUAUCAUGGGCAGUUUUCAACACAGUCAUCAGCACUGGAAUGUCCUGCUUUUCCAGGCUGGGUAUUCCUGUUCUGCAUUAUAACCAGCACCUGAUAGAAAGGUUUCCAGAGCAGGCUCGUCCGCGGCUUAGCAAGGUGAUGCGGGUAACAGCCUUUGCAUACCCCUACCUGUUUGACAGCAUUCCAUUGUUUUAUCGGUUAUUCUUUUGCUCGGGUAAUGACUGCACACACAAUGCCACCCUUACCAUGCACAUCUGGCAUUCCAUCUUUGCCUUUCUCACUGGUUUUCUGUUUGCCACACAUCUUCCGGAGAGGCUUGCCCCAGGACGAUUUGAUUAUGUGGGACACAGUCACCAGCUCUUUCACGUAUUUGGUAUCAUGGGAACAUAUUUUCAGAUGGAAGCGCUGAUUAUGGAUAUGAAUCUAAGGAAGAAAUGGCUUCUGGAUCACUCUGUCAUGCCAUCACUAUCGGGCACUCUGGGAGCCUUCUGCUCAGCCAUGGUGAUUUCCUUAUUGCUUAUCGCUGCUUUCUCAUGGGCUCUGUACUGGAAGCCAAAGGAACAGGAUAAAAGAAAAAACUUUUAAGGUACCUGGAUACAAUAUCCAAACUAAGUCUGACAAGACGGAAGUUGCAAUAAAAAUAGGACUAGGUUUGCGUUCAUGGUCCUGGACUGCAGAGCAAAGAAAAGAAUACAGUGUAUGGUACCCAUUCCCUCCUAAAAAACAAAACAAAACCUGCACAGUCCUCCAUUCCUGCUACACAGCAAGUCAACAUCCUAUGCACGUGUCAUUGAAUACUCUGGAAUACACUGGAUAACUUUGCCCUGGUACCAUGAUUUCAUUUGCACAGUAAGACACUCCAGGGACUGUAUAAUUCUGCUGAGCACUGAAAUAAGGGGUUCAUUACUUAAUUAUUAUGUUAUGUCCUGGCAUAUUGUCACAGUAAGGUCUUGGUGACAAGUAUAUUUAUGAAACUCUAUAUUCAAAUAUUUCUGUGCCUUUAAAAAUAAGCUGGCUGAGAAUGUCUGUGGAAAGGUAUCAAUUGGUAAUUGACAUCUGAGCAUUAUGGAUUUUGGUGGAAAUGGUGAUUUUAAUGGGGCGAACAUGUAGGUUCUGUUCCCACCUGUGUCAGAAGUUCUGUCAUAUUUGCCUGGAAUAACACAACUAUAACAUCAUUUUCAGUUUUCUGCCUCUUUGAUGGAACAGAAAAGCAGAAAUGACAAUGCAAAUGUGAACACACCCUAAGCAUUUAUCUGACACAAGCAGUAGCCUGACAUUCUAAAUGUUGACCAAGGCUUUGCUAUACUAAGCUGGUGAAAGUAUCCUUUGCUAUCUUCUGCCAUAUCAUAGGGUCAACUCAGAAGAUAAUCUUGGUAACCAUCAAUCAGAGAUGGUGUGGUACACACAUGGAGAUUGUGAGUGUUGGAGACCAACAUCAAAAAGCGUUCGACCAUCUUUGGCAGUCCCACAGAUUUUGACUGGAGCACAUACCACAGCUCCAUUCAGUUGAUCAGUGGAGGUCCCAGAAGUCGAACAAUCAGACACUUAUCACUUAUGCACAGAAUAUGUGAUAAAUGUUGAAUAUGGGAUAACCCCUUCAAAGGGAGUCUGUCAGCAGUUUUGGCAGUGCCAAACUACCAAAAGCACUAGGUGGAGGCGAAACAUUCUUUUUGUGUAGUUUUUAUUAUAAAGAGUGGCGUGAAUAUGAACUUUUAGUCUGCCAAAAAGUUCUCUAGCAAGAGCCUGGGAAGCAGAGCUUCACUGUGAAGUGCUCUCUGCAUUGUUCUGCUUCACAGCUCCUCCUAGAGUCCAACCAGGAGAUCACUACAGCUGUCAUUCAAAAACCCUCGAAAACCCCUUUAAUCUUUCGACCUAAUAUUUUAUGUCUGUGUACCCUGUCAGUAGAUAAAAAAAAAGGGCAGGGUAACCCUUUGUCUUAUCAUGCACCUUUAUUUAUGACUCACUGAAAAAAGCACUUCCAUCUGUGGCUCCGCAGGCCAGGUGACAUGAAUGUCUUCAAAUGUACGGUACGAUCUGUAAAUGAAGGAAAUGUACAUCCAUUGUAUAAUGAAAAUGUUUGAUACAUGAUCACAAUAUAUUUAUUACAUGGAAAACCAUGGA
Messenger RNA from Bufo gargarizans (Asiatic toad), 2789 nucleotides. RefSeq names its product progestin and adipoQ receptor family member 5 (gene PAQR5). The record is from RefSeq and is a predicted model, not a curated record. The transcript is spliced from 9 exons. The coding region runs from base 222 to 1253 and encodes 343 amino acids. NCBI's taxonomy places the organism in Eukaryota, Metazoa, Chordata, Amphibia, Anura, Bufonidae. Gene Ontology annotation, molecular function: signaling receptor activity. Gene Ontology annotation, cellular component: membrane.